Messenger RNA from Histoplasma capsulatum G186AR, 1455 nucleotides. RefSeq names its product squalene epoxidase. The coding region runs from base 1 to 1455 and encodes 484 amino acids. Gene Ontology annotation, biological process: ergosterol biosynthetic process. The transcript is spliced from 2 exons. The record is from RefSeq and is a predicted model, not a curated record. NCBI's taxonomy places the organism in Eukaryota, Fungi, Ascomycota, Eurotiomycetes, Onygenales, Ajellomycetaceae. Gene Ontology annotation, cellular component: membrane; endoplasmic reticulum. Gene Ontology annotation, molecular function: flavin adenine dinucleotide binding; squalene monooxygenase activity.
AUGGCCAUGCCUCCCCAGUUACCUAACGGAAAUGGCGCUCUCAAGACCCCAAGAGUGUACUCAGAUGAAGGCGAACGACGGCGGUGCGAGGACCAUGAGGCAGACGUUGUAAUAGUGGGCGCUGGAAUUGCUGGUUGUGCUCUAGCUGUCGCAUUGGGAAAGCAAGGGCGCAGUGUGCUUCUUCUCGAGAGGUGGUUGAAGGAACCAGACCGCAUCGUUGGUGAACUAUUACAACCAGGAGGGGUGCGGGCGCUGGAUCAGCUGGGGCUGAAGCAUUGUCUGGAAGAUAUCGAUGCCGUUGAGUGUCAUGGCAUGGACGUGAUAUAUCAUGGGAACGAGGUACCUAUCCGGUAUCCCAUGGACGAACAAGGGUCGCCGUUCAAAGGCCGCUCUUUUCACCAUGGUCGCUUCAUCAUGCGCCUGCGCGAGUCAGCGAGGGCGACGCCUAAUGUUACCAUUGUUGAGACUACGGCCGUUUCAGUCAUCCAUUCGUCAACGGAUAAUGAGGUUCUGGGAGUCCAAUGCACCACCAAUGGGCAGAAGGAUUACUUUUAUGCCCCGCUGACUUUUAUUGCGGAUGGAUACGCUUCCAAGUUCCGUAAACAGUACCUCCCUACAACACCUCGAGUGAAGUCAAAAUUCUGGGGCCUGGAGCUUAUAGACGCAGAGCUUCCGCGGAAGAAUUUUGGCCACGUCGUAUUGCCAGACGGCCCUCCUGUCCUGCUCUAUCAGAUCGGUACACGCGAGACGAGAAUAUUAGUCGAUAUCCCCGAAAACCUGCCCUCUGCGUCGGUUGAGAAUGGCGGCGUCAAGGGCCAUUUGCGGAAGGUUGUCCUGCCCUCCCUCCCUAAAUGCGUACAGCCUUCCUUCGACAAAGCGCUCGAGAAAGGGGGCCUACGAUCUAUGCCCAAUUCUUUCCUCCCCCCUACCACAAACAAGACGCCUGGACUAGUAUUUCUGGGCGAUUCGCUGAAUAUGCGACACCCAUUAACAGGUGGAGGAAUGACGGUUGCAUUUAGCGACGUUGUCCUCCUCCGCACACUCCUCAGCCCUGAAAACGUCCCUGAUUUCUCCAAUAAACAACAAGUCCUGAAACAAAUGUCUAAGUUCCAUUGGGAACGAAAAGGGUUGACGAGCGUCAUUAAUAUCUUGGCGCAGGCGUUAUACAGCUUGUAUGCUGCAGAUGACCCCUACCUUAAAGUGCUCCAACAAGGCUGCUUCCGCUACUUCCAGUUAGGCCAGGUAGAUGGCCCCAUCGGCCUUCUUGCAGCUGUCACCCCAAGGCCAUGGGUUCUUCUUCGACAUUUCUACUCCGUCGCUUUCCUCUCAAUAUGGGAGUUCAUCCACAGCCAGCCAGGUUAUAUGUUCCCCGUAACAUUUGUCCAAUGUUUUAUCGUCUUCUGGACAGCUUGUCGAGUUAUAUUUCCAUACAUAUUCGCUGAGCUUCGAAGUUGA